Molecule: messenger RNA, 2259 nt
Organism: Micropterus salmoides (largemouth bass)
Lineage: Eukaryota; Metazoa; Chordata; Actinopteri; Centrarchiformes; Centrarchidae
Product: lysophosphatidic acid receptor 6
Exons: 2
Coding region: 84-1037 (317 amino acids)
Biological process (GO): G protein-coupled receptor signaling pathway; behavioral response to pain
Cellular component (GO): membrane
Molecular function (GO): G protein-coupled receptor activity
Source: RefSeq, a predicted model, not a curated record
UGUCAGUGUGUGCUGGGGUGACAGAGACGCACUCAUCUUCUUAGUCCUCUGGAUCGUCACCUCUUUUGAUCAUCCAGGGCAUAAUGUCCAACUACAACUCCACUACCUGCCAUAAUGACAGUACCGGCCACAUCAACAUGUUCGCUGUGGGCAUGUACUCCUUCAUCGCCAUUGUGGGUCUCAUUUUUAAUCUCAUAGCGCUGGUAUUUUUCUUCAGUUACAGCAAAUCUAAAUCACAAACCAUUGUCUACAUGACCAACCUUGCCAUAGCAGAUUUACUACUCAUCCUCACAUUGCCCAUGAGGAUAUACUACCAUCUGGGAUUUAAUGGCCUUCCUCAGUGGCUGUGUGAUGGCCUUGGUUUGGUCUUAAAGGCCAACAUGUAUGGAAGCAUAUUUCUCCUCACUUGCAUUUGCUUUGACCGUUGCAUGGCUGUCUCAUUCCCAAUGUCAACAUUAAUCCAGGAAGGGAGAAAGAAAGCACCACUGGUUUGUUUAGGAAUAUGGAUACUCACCUUUGGUGCCAGCCUGCCCAUCUACCUCUCCAAUCGCAACUAUUCUGUCAAUGAACAUUGUUUUGAUAAUCUGCCGAUCUACGCCAUCCAGCUCACGGUGGUUUUACCCACACUGUUGGUGGGGUUUGGGAUUCCGUUAGUCAUCAUGCUGAUCUGCUCCUGGUGUUUGGUCCGUGCUAUCCGUCAAAGCACUGUGGUCCAGACCAACCUGGUGGAUAGCAAAAAGAUCCAGAGGAUGAUUGCCACCAGCAUCCUUAUUUUCCUACUUAGCUUCCUCCCUUACCAUGCCACCUUGGUUCUCCUCUCGAUGUAUAGAGCAAAUACACCAUGCCCCAUACUAGCUGCAUACCGUUACAGCAUGAUGGUGGCAUGUCUCAACACAGUACUAGAUCCUGUUGCAUAUUAUUUCACCACAGACACCUUCAGGAAGAACUUAGACUUAGGUACUGUUCGGCAGAUGUUCCCUUUGAAUACUCAAAGUUCUGAGGGGAACAGCAGGAGCAGAGUGCCUGCCAACAGCUAAUGGACUGCUGAAGAACAGAGCUGUAACACUCAAGAGACACAGCUGUCCAAAAACUUGCUAUCAACAAAACAAUUAAGACUUGGAUUUGACUUUAUAAAUGCAAAAAUUAGAACAAUGACAUUUGAGGAGCUACACUGCGUGCACAAUUAUUAGGCAAGUAACUAUUCUGAUUGAAUCAUUAUUUCUAUGCACAUUUUCCGACUCCAAACCAGAUAAACUUGAAGGCUCAUUGGAGUUAAUAAUUUUCAGGUGAUUUGUAUUUGUCUAAUGAGGGAGGGUUUGGCAAAAGUGUAUAACACCUUAUAUCAAGGUGUGCAUGAUUAUUAGGCAGCUUCACCUAUCCUGAGGAAUACAGUUUGUCUAAUAAUUAUGCACAGAGUGUGUUUUAUUUUGGGAUCAGAUAUAUAGGUUAUCACUGUUGGAGCAGCAUCUGUCAUCAGAUUGCUUAAUAUUUGCAUAAUAUUAUGUUGCCAGAAAGAAUUGGCAUUUGGUUCUUCCACACUAAAGAGGAGGGUUAUUUACAGUACCACAUAGGCAUCUCUGACUAGUGACUGCUGUUUGUGAUAAUCUGGCACUUGGAUGGACGGGGUUAGAAAAUAUUCUUACAUUCUAUCCACACAAGGCGGUGGCACAAGGUGAGCAGCACGUUAGCAGAGAAGUAUGGCCUGCUUGGAAGACAACUCUCUGACCUUACAGCAAAAACACAAAGUCCCGCUUAGAUCCCUGCAACCUUGUCAGCUAGCCAGCGGCUAACUCUAAGGAAAACGGACGGAGCGGCUGGACACUCUCAUCUGCAUGAUCAGAACACGAUACAGCAAAGACUGCCACAGAACCACAAUUCUUCCCAGCCUGGCUCAAUCCACAAUGGACCUGCCAGCUAACCCAUCGCCCUCCAAAGCAACUUUCUUCCUUCACGCACUUGUAACGUAACUGGGCUUUCUUGAGCUUCACAUAGCUUAACUGUAACGUUACUUGGCUAGCUUUUGUAAAUCUCAUUUUUUCAUAGAGGUUUUAUUGUUGUAUUCUACAAUCAUGCAUGUGAGCCAUACAGGUGGCAGAACAAAGACACACAGAAACACAGGCACGCUGUCCUUAUCUCACACACACACACACACACACACACACACACACACACACACACACAGUUUAGUAUAUUUAAGGUAUUUUGAUCUUGUGUGUUUUGCUCUGUUUAUCUUGUUAAAUAAAUGCUUGUUUAUAUACA